Molecule: messenger RNA, 2402 nt
Organism: Pocillopora damicornis (cauliflower coral)
Lineage: Eukaryota; Metazoa; Cnidaria; Anthozoa; Scleractinia; Pocilloporidae
Product: zinc finger protein 703-A
Biological process (GO): negative regulation of DNA-templated transcription
Cellular component (GO): nucleus
Source: RefSeq, a predicted model, not a curated record
GUGUCAUCGGGAUCAAACAGUGCCGAACAGUAAACAUGGCUAGGAAGGUCCUUGUCCCUACAGCGUACGAACGUCAAUGCGACGCCAAAACUACCAGUUGUGCUCGAGCUCCCACCGAAACCUCUAUUAUCUAAGCCUCUUCUAAAAGAACAAUGAGCACAAAAGCGUGAUUUUGAACACACAACGAACACCAAGCUGGAAAUUGACAAGUUUUACACAACUCACUUCAACACAUAUCUCCAAACAAUACGUGACAAAAAUAAUUGACGAAGAUUGACAGGUAGAUUGCUUCAGAGCAGCGCGUUGACACACUAUGCGAUCCACUACUUAAUUAACUCCUGUGCUCUGAUUGGCCAAACGGCAAAUCAUCAAUCAAUAUCUUAUAUAGCCAAUUACUUUGAUGUCCAAGGAUGACAACUUUGUCAGUUUGAUUAUCCAAUGAAGGAGUGAAAUAUCGCUAAAGACGCGUUUUGAUUGGAUGGCGGCAAAUGUUCUCUAAUCUAACCAAUUCAUUUACGACAGAAGAGCGCACUGGCUUUGUCUGUAGUCGGCUCGUUUCUUCUGUAUCUACACCUUUCAUUGUGUAGUAUUUAAUAUUUCAGAAGGUCUACCGCACACACACACAGACCAGAUAUGCCGACACGAACACUCGCUCUAAAAGCAACAGAGUCUUCGGCAGAGAUAUCUCGUUCUAGCAAUCGAGUUCCACUGGAGGCUUUACAAAUGUUGACGCAAAGUGUCUCAAAGUGUAAUCAAGAGUAUAUCCAACCACUUCCAUUCAAGGAUGAAGACCAAAAGAAAUCUCCUUUGGCCCUGCUAGCGGCGACUUGUAGCAGCAUUGGCAAAACCGAGCCAUCAAAGGAAACAGCAGAAGAUAACGCAUCUCGAGACCGAAAGAUAAGCGACGACGAAACCAGAUCUUCCUUCAAACCGUACAAACACACCGCCGGCGAAAAAGUCGACGAUAUGAACAACGAAAAGGCAGGCUUUCGCGCUCCGAGUAAGGAAAAUAAUACCUCUCUUUCGCCUGUUACGAGCGGCAAAGAGGAACGAGUGAAAAGUACAUCGCUUCAGUACCCGUCGAGCGAUGACAGCCAAUGUGGAAACCACUCCGCGUCUCAAAAUAGGGUUUGUGGUAUGUUUCUUGAUCCAAGCCAACAGGCCUUUGGCGUUCAUUCAUUGCACAAAGACUACGGUGCUGGUUGUGUCCAUCCAGCAUCAAUUUUGCCGUUCAAGACCGGAACUAUACAACCUUAUCCCAUGCCAACAGGGCAAGAUCCAGUCUCUCCUAGUCUUAAAACCCAUGGUUUGGCAUCGUCUAUGCCGCUUAAUUUCCCCACUAGUUUUCCUCAAUGUGGCUGUGGCUAUUGCUCUCCGCACCCUGGGGACGCAUCCCCAGCGCUGAGCAGCAUCGGUGCUGGACGACACCAGUUCCAACUACAUAGCCCGGGAAGCACACCGUACAUGGACUAUCUUCAAAGAACUGUGUGCCGUGAUGUGAAUUGUACGAACUGUAAACCGCAGUUUUCGCCGUAUGCAUUUCCAAGUUCUAUGCCACAGUGUGGACCCCACUGUACGCAGUGCGACAAUGUCAAAACAGAGCAAAACCUACAAUCGUCUUUUUCAUGUUUUGGAUACCCACAUAGCAUGGCCCUGUACAAACCUGGUACAACGGACGAGGCCUCCCCGUACGUCUGUAACUGGGUGGCGGGGAGCAAACACUGUGGAAAAUCGUUCACAACCUCGGAAGAUUUAUUUCAACAUCUGCGAACCCACACUCAGGCUAGUACACAAGGAAGUUCACCAUAUGCACAAACGAAUUGUAACAUUCACGGAUGUCCAUGCAAGUUAAGAACAAGUCCAUUACAGUCGAACCUACAUUCCGCGAGAUAUCGACCCUAUUAUUAUAAGCCACCGGUAUUUCCACCGGCCCCCACAAGUUGCUAUUCACCGUAUCCACUACAUGCUUACGAAGCGCACAGACUUUUCAAAUGAACGAUGAAGAAAAAUAGCUGGCUAGUUUGGAAAUUAUGCAUUUGAAACUUGUAAAAAGAGUACGUUCUUUAUUUGUGUGAAGUCAAUGACGAGUGCUUGUAUGAAUUUGGAGUUAGCGGAAACUGUUCUGGUGAUUCUAGUGAUUUUUAAACAAAGGCGAAACAGAGCACUCGAGAUGCUAACUGUUGUAUAUGAGGAAAUAUGGAUGGUUUGGGUGUUAAUAAGGAUAUAUUUUCCCGUAUUCUUUCGCGGAUAUUAUUGUUGGUUUAAUGGGAGAAUAAUUCUAGCACUUAGAAUAAAAAGCUCAAUGGUUUCGGCGACAACCAUUCGGCGCGCAAGUGUAAAGUUUGUAAGAUAAAGGGAAAUGCGUGUACUCAAUGAAUAAAACAUGUUAUUUUAGGUUAAAA